This is a messenger RNA of Paramacrobiotus metropolitanus, 2901 nucleotides long. Its product is annotated as PR domain zinc finger protein 10-like. NCBI's taxonomy places the organism in Eukaryota, Metazoa, Tardigrada, Eutardigrada, Parachela, Macrobiotidae. Gene Ontology annotation, biological process: regulation of transcription by RNA polymerase II. Gene Ontology annotation, cellular component: chromosome. Gene Ontology annotation, molecular function: protein binding; chromatin insulator sequence binding. The transcript has 8 exons. The coding region runs from base 321 to 2786 and encodes 821 amino acids. The record is from RefSeq and is a predicted model, not a curated record.
UCGCAGUAAAGUAAGUACAGUACGCAUGUGUAAAUUUUUGAUUUUCAAUUUUAUUCCCAGGUUUCAGUUUUCAUUUCCCAAUUCCCGCUUAACAACCAUAGAGUUAUUACUUAUUGGAUGUGUAACGCGUUACAUACUGUACUGCUUCCUUUUUUCAAGACCCUAGCAAUGUCUGUAAGUGCAGAUUGCCGUCAACAUGCGAACAUUGUACUUACCAGUUCAUCAGCGUCGUUUACGUAGCUCGUUGGAGAUUGUUGAAGAAUGAAAAUUUGUGUCGUGACUGAAAUUCAGUGGGCAAUUUUCAACGAAGCAGCCAUAACAUGGAAGAAAUUUUAAAAGAGCAAGAAGUAGUGAGCUACAAUGUGAACAGCCGCCAGGAAAUGUUGAAUGUUCUCUUGGAAGCCGAUGUGAGUGGCGAAACAUUAAGCGCAAAAACCACCGCAGAAGAAAUCCUGACGACUGCGCAGGCUGCAGAUGAGCUCCAGAAGAAAUCUCCGCCUGACACGGAAAACGGAGCCGACUUGUCGGAGAAUCUUUCGGAUGAUAAUGCUAGCAACAUUCAGAUUCACGCUCAAGCCAAUGGCACUGACACAGGCAGUCAAGUGACGAAAAAACAGACUGCAGCCAAACGAAAACUGGCUAGCGGGCCUAACGGCCAAGGCUACUCUCUUGAAGUAUGGAAGGAAAUCAUCAGUUUCUGGAAGGAUACGAAAUCCAAGCGACCACGAAGUUUCAGUAGUGUUCUCAAAAGUUAUCAGCGAGUUGGCACUUACGCAACGCUGCAAAGGUGGCAUCGGAAAAUAGCCGCACUGGAGAAGGCAACCCAUCAUGCAACGGAAUGUGGGAAUCUAGGCCUUGAACAUGACAGCAAUGAAAGUGUUUCACACCUUGUUGUGGAUGGCCGGACAUGCGAGACUGCACACCGGGCGGAAUCGGACAGCGACUUGCAACAGUUAGACAUCGACUUGUCGCUUCCGGGAAUGUCUGCCGAGGACGAUGGAAAGCGAUUUCUAUGCACUGGCAUCUACUGUGCACAGUGUCAGCGGUUUUCAGAGGAGCCGUGUUGGUUUCACACGUCGUAUAUUGAGAAUACGCCUGUUGUCCCGUUGGCCAUAGCAAGUUUACCCGGCUGCCUCACCAUUGAUUUGUGCAUGGAUUCGCUCGAGAAAGGUGUUUUUACCAGAACUGAGCUGCACACCCAGACAGUGUUUGGACCGAUGCUCGCUCCAGUCUGCAUUGCCUCUGAAGAAGCCAAUUUCGGCAUCAAAGACGAAAACGGGAGUGGCGUUGUUAAACAGUGCCUUCUGGAUUCAGAUGAUUACUGCAACUGGAUGCGCUACGUACGCCUGGCGAAGAACCUGUCCGAACAGAAUCUGAUGGUGUGCCAACGGAAGAACAAGCUGGUGUUUGUUACGACAAAAUAUAUCGCCCCUGGCGAAGAACUGAGAGUGGGCUAUUCGAGACCGUACGCCAGAAUGAUAGACAGUUUCCAUUCUGAUUUCAGCGUGUUUGAUAUCCCCGACGCUUCAUCUGCUGCCAUGCCGGCAUUCUCCGGUAUCGGAUUGGCACAAAUGAUCUCACAAGAACGUCCACUCGAUCCCGAAGUAACGACUCAUCCGCGUCGUACAAAUCGUUCUCGUCUUCCCGUCAAGCCGAAUGCGUUGACACCGGUGUUGAAACCGGCGUUAUGCAGCUCUCUUCCUGAGAAUCUUGUCUCGGAUGAGGAUUCUGUGCAAAGCGAAGAAGCUGAAUCGGAAGACGACGAUGCGGAAAUAGAGGAGGCUGGUUCUGACAGCGAUUAUUAUCCCACUCCUCCGCCAUCUCCGAAGCAUCAUGUCAGGAAAGUGUGUUUGACCGAUCCGUCGGAAGCGACGAAGUUUGCCUGUAGCGAUUGUAAAAUUAAUUUCGGCGAUGAGAAAUUGUUGUCUCUGCAUAACAGUUUGCAUGCCGAUGGUGCGAUGGACGGCCCUGAACGGGAGUGUCCAGAGUGCAGGAAGACUUUCGGGAUGUUUGGUGACUUGGUAUUUCAUGUGAAAAGCCACGGAAAACGCUACCAUCCAAGGACCGAAUGUGAGCACUGUGGCAUUUUCAUUGCCAGUAUUGCCAUGGAUACUCAUGUGAAGUAUCGUCAUCCGGAGGUUCAUUCCGAGCAACCAGAAACCGGAAGUUGGGCGUGUCAUAUUUGUGAACGCGAGUUCAACACAAAAGCCAGCCUGACCCUCCAUCAAACUACGCAUGACCGUGCUCAGUGUGCGAUUUGUAACUUGGUCCUAGCAAACGCAGCAGCCCUGGGCCGUCAUGCGCCGGUCCAUAAAGAAGUCGAUGGCUAUCGAUGCCCUGUGUGUGAAAAGGUGUUUGCGACGUAUGGUAAGAUGAGUACGCAUCACAGAGGGGUGCACAAGGAACCUGACGCCGCUUGUACGAUCUGCAACAAAACCUUCCGGGAUCGGUCUAAACUGCAAGUUCAUAUGCGGACGCACGAGAAGACUUACGAAUUCGUCUGUGAUACGUGUGGAAAAGCUUUCAACCAGAAGAAGGAGUUGGACGGGCACAGACGGCGAAUGCAUGAUGCGGCGGGAAGGAAGGUGUGCCGAUUGCGCUAUCAGGAGGCUAGAAGCAGAGGACAGAUUCAGGGCUAUGUCAAUCCCCGCAAGCGGAUGGCGUACGAAGAAUUUCCCUAUAAAUGUGAACUGUGCCGAAAAGGAUUUCUCUUCGAAGGAAAACUGAACCGGCACCGUGAACGCUAUCAUUCUGAUACUGGUUUGCAAACAAUUAUACCUGGAUAAAAUGUAUGAUGGACCGAUAAUGGUGAUUUUGCGACGGUUGUAGUUUUGACGUCCUGGUGUACAUGUCCUGCAUUGUUGCUUUUAAUUGUUGUUUUUAAUAAGCCUUAACCGUGUG